Lottia gigantea (owl limpet) is the source of this 186-nucleotide messenger RNA. RefSeq lists its product as hypothetical. The record is from RefSeq and is a predicted model, not a curated record. Gene Ontology annotation, molecular function: DNA binding. Lineage: Eukaryota; Metazoa; Mollusca; Gastropoda; Lottiidae. Gene Ontology annotation, cellular component: nucleus. The transcript has a single exon. The annotation marks the transcript as partial.
ACUGGUGAUGAAGAAAUCAACAAAUUAACUUAUGAGUUUUUUAAAGAUUGUCGCUCCCGGAAUGCCGUAGUAAAUGGACCAUUGUUAAUGGCCAAGGCUUUGAAAUUUGCAACUCAUCUGGGAAAUGAUACAUUUUCAGCGUCGAAUGGAUGGUUAAGUGCCUUUCUUAAAAGAAAUAACAUUGUU